GUGCCCAGCAGCAGGGACAGGCUUUAGGGAGCUUUGGUAAAUAUAGCCUGAUGAAAUCUAUGCUCUGCUGAACCAGAAAAAAUUUAUCAGCUGCAGGCCUCAUCCUGUAAGACACUUCCUCUAACAAAUGGCUAGUUUCUCCCCAGUGAUCAACCCCAGUUCUGCUGCUGCAUCAUUUGACAGGGUUCCAUAAUAUGCCGCAUAUAUACUGCAGUAAAGGUAAUCAUAUUAUGACCAAUACUUAAACUUCCAAUUAGCCUCAUACCUAGAUCCCAGGACAACACUCCACCUUUAAGACCAGUUAACUAGUGACGAUAGUCAUCAGUGUACUCUGCACUUUUUCCUUCCUAAACCUACACAGUACACUGUGGAACUACGUUAGUUCUGCACCUGACUGUAUGGCAAACUUUUCUUCUAACUCAGGCAAAUGAGAAGGGGAAUUGUCUUUCCCUUACUCUUGAUUCCUCAUUUUAGUGUCCUAGAAGUUCCUCAGGGUCAGGAAAUUAUUGGAAAAUGUAAUAAUUUCCACUGCCCCCCUCCCUUUUGGAGCCAGCUAGUCUUACCCCAUCCUCGAUGACAGAGAUGACUUACCAACUCUUGGAAAUUUCCCAAAAGAAAUAAAGCCUCACUUUCUAUUCACUCUGCUUUUUUCCCCUCUUUCCAUGAAGACUGGAUUAUCUCAACUCUGUACUUCUCUGACUCUCCAGUUUUCUCCAGGGUCAUUCAUUACACCACGCAAACAAGGCAGGGGAUGCGGACGGGAUAGACAGGGUCAGUCUUCAAACACAUUCAUUCCAAAUACGAUCGUGUCCUUUCCUUUUCUAAGAGCAGGCAGGGAAAAGUUGAAGGAUAAGGAAUGGGCUUAGAGUAUGAAAACUAGAGAAAGUCGGAAAAAGAACAUAUGCAUAUCCCAGACCAAAUUCUGACAAAUUGUCCGAAUGAGCAGAGGGAAAUCCUGACGCUCCACAACCCCUCAACUUCACAACUUGGGCUUUCUCCAAAACCCAGAAAUUGGCGGUGCGGCUCUGCAUGACAUCAUACCACAGGCACUCCAAUCCCACGUGGGGGAGCUCUUGGUCCCGCCUCUCCUGAAAUGGUGCACCACGCCUCCUCUUCUUUAUUACCAAUCGAAUGCCGCUUUUGAGCCUCUUUCUUCCUUUUCCCGCCAUCCCAGACCUCCCAUCUUGUCCUUCGGACCCAAUCAGGGAGGCCCUACCUAUCAGAAACCCUCUCGCUUCCCCGCGGAAGAGAGGAGGAGUUUCAACCUUUUAACUCCACCUUGGUCUGUGCAGCACAGACCAACCCAAAUCGCCAGAAAGGAGGGGCGUGGCUUGAAGUCCCCUCCUCCCUCCCGGGGAUCACGUUUUGCCGGGGGGAGCUGGUCGCAAGACUGGGAUACCUCCAGCCGGUCCCCGGGUCGGGCGGAUCCUCCCAGAGGUGACACAAUGGAGCGGUCUCCAGGAGAGGGCCCCAGACCCAGCCCCUUGGACCAGCCCUCUGCUCCCUCCGACCCCACUGACCAGCCCCCCGCUGCUCACGCAAAGCCAGACCCAGGUUCCGGGGGCCAACCUGCUGGCCCUGGCGCGGCGGGUGAGGCCCUGGCGGUGCUGACUUCAUUCGGAAGGCGGCUGCUGGUGCUGAUACCGGUGUACCUGGCCGGGGCAGUGGGACUCAGCGUGGGUUUCGUGCUCUUCGGCCUCGCCCUCUACCUGGGCUGGCGCCGGGUCCGCGACGAGAAAGAACGGAGCCUUCGAGCAGCGAGGCAGCUACUGGACGACGAGGAGCAGCUCACGGCGAAAACUCUUUAUAUGAGUCAUCGAGAGCUACCUGCCUGGGUCAGCUUCCCAGACGUGGAAAAGGCUGAAUGGCUCAAUAAGAUUGUGGCCCAGGUCUGGCCCUUCCUGGGCCAGUACAUGGAGAAGCUUCUGGCUGAAACUGUGGCCCCGGCUGUUCGGGGAUCUAAUCCCCAUCUGCAAACAUUUACAUUUACACGAGUGGAACUGGGUGAAAAGCCAUUGCGCAUCAUCGGAGUCAAGGUUCACCGUGGUCGGAGAAAAGAGCAGAUCCUGCUGGACUUGAACAUCAGCUAUGUAGGUGAUGUGCAGAUUGAUGUGGAAGUGAAGAAAUACUUCUGCAAAGCAGGAAUCAAGGGCAUGCAGCUACACGGGGUCUUACGGGUGAUUCUGGAGCCACUCAUUGGGGACCUUCCCAUCGUGGGGGCUGUGUCGAUGUUCUUCAUCCGACGCCCGACCCUAGACAUCAACUGGACAGGGAUGACCAACCUGCUGGAUAUCCCAGGACUUAGCUCCCUCUCUGACACCAUGAUCAUGGACUCCAUCGCAGCCUUCCUCGUGUUGCCCAACCGAUUGCUGGUGCCCCUUGUGCCUGACCUUCAAGAUGUGGCUCAGCUACGUUCCCCUCUGCCCAGGGGCAUUAUUCGAAUUCACCUGCUGGCUGCUCGAGGGCUGAGUUCCAAGGACAAAUAUGUGAAGGGCCUGAUUGAGGGCAAGUCAGACCCCUAUGCGCUUGUGCGUUUAGGUACCCAGACAUUCUGCAGUCGUGUCAUCGAUGAAGAACUCAACCCCCAGUGGAGAGAGACUUACGAGGUGAUGGUACACGAGGUACCAGGGCAGGAGAUUGAAGUGGAGGUGUUCGACAAGGAUCCAGAUAAAGAUGACUUUCUGGGCAGAAUGAAGCUGGAUGUAGGGAAGGUGUUACAGGCUGGCGUCCUGGAUGAUUGGUUCCCUCUACAAGGUGGGCAAGGCCAAGUUCACUUGAGGCUAGAAUGGCUGUCGCUUUUGUCAGAUGCAGAGAAACUGGAGCAGGUUCUACAGUGGAAUCGGGGAGUCUCCUCUCGACCAGAGCCCCCAUCAGCUGCCAUCUUAGUUGUCUACCUGGAUCGGGGCCAGGAUCUUCCUCUGAAGAAGGGGAAUAAGGAACCCAACCCCAUGGUACAACUGUCAAUUCAGGAUGUGACUCAGGAGAGCAAGGCUGUCUACAGCAGCAACUGCCCAGUGUGGGAGGAAGCGUUCCGGUUCUUCUUACAAGACCCUCAAAGCCAGGAGCUCGAUGUGCAGGUGAAGGAUGACUCCAGGGCCCUGACUUUAGGAGCACUGACCCUGCCUCUGGCCCGCCUGCUGACUGCCCCAGAACUCACCUUGGACCAGUGGUUCCAGCUCAGCAGCUCUGGCCCAAACUCCAGACUCUACAUGAAACUAGUCAUGAGGAUCCUGUACUUGGAUUCAUCAGAAGUAAGCUUCCCCACUGUGCCCGGCAGUCCUGAUGCUUGGGAUGAGGACAAUGAGAGUCCCCAGAGAGGCAGCAGUGUGGAUGCCCCACCUCGACCCUGUCACACUACUCCUGAUAGCCAGUUUGGGACUGAGCAUGUGCUUCGGAUCCAUGUAUUAGAGGCCCAGGACCUGAUUGCCAAAGACCGUUUCCUGGGGGGACUGGUGAAGGGCAAGUCAGACCCUUAUGUCAAACUAAAGCUGGCAGGACGAAGCUUCCGGAGCCAUGUUGUUCGGGAAGAUCUCAAUCCCCGCUGGAAUGAGGUUUUUGAGGUGAUUGUCACAUCAAUUCCAGGCCAAGAGCUAGACAUUGAAGUCUUUGACAAGGACUUGGACAAGGAUGAUUUUCUGGGCAGGUGUAGAGUGAGUCUCACCACAGUCUUAAACAGUGGCUUCCUUGAUGAGUGGCUGACUCUGGAGGAUGUCCCAUCUGGCCGCCUGCACUUGCGCCUGGAGCGUCUCACCCCCCGUCCCACUGCUGCUGAGUUAGAGGAGGUGCUGCAAGUGAAUAGUUUGAUCCAGACUCAGAAGAGUGCGGAGCUGGCUGCAGCCCUGCUGUCCGUCUAUAUGGAGCGGGCAGAGGACCUGCCGCUGCGAAAAGGCACCAAGCCCCCCAGCCCUUAUGCUACUCUCACGGUGGGAGAUACUACUCAUAAAACCAAGACCAUUUCACAAACUUCAGCCCCUGUCUGGGAUGAGAGCGCCUCCUUUCUCAUCAGGAAACCACACACUGAGAGCCUGGAGUUGCAGGUUCGGGGUGAGGGCACUGGCGCGCUGGGCUCAUUAUCCCUGCCCCUCUCAGAGCUCCUCGUGGCUGACCAGCUCUGCUUGGACCGCUGGUUUACACUCAGCAGUGGUCAGGGGCAGGUGCUACUGAGAGCACAGCUAGGGAUCCUGGUAUCCCAGCACUCGGGAGUGGAAGCUCAUAGCCACAGCUAUAGCCACAGCUCCUCAUCACUGAGUGAAGAACCAGAGCUCUGGGGGGGACCCCCUCACAUCACCUCCUCAGCCCCAGAGCUCCGGCAGCGCCUAACGCAUGUUGACAGUCCCCUUGAGCCUCCAGCCGGGCCUCUGGGCCAGGUGAAACUGACUGUGUGGUACUACAGUGAAGAACGAAAGCUGGUCAGCAUUGUUCACGGUUGCCGGGCCCUUCGACAGAAUGGACGGGAUCCUCCUGAUCCCUAUGUGUCACUGUUGCUGCUGCCAGACAAGAACCGAGGCACCAAGAGGAAGACCUCACAGAAGAAGAGGACCCUGAAUCCUGAAUUUAAUGAACGGUUUGAGUGGGAACUGCCCCUGGAUGAGGCCCUGAGACGAAAGCUGGAUGUCUCUGUCAAGUCUAAUUCCUCCUUUAUGUCAAGAGAGCGUGAGCUGCUGGGGAAGGUGCAGUUGGACCUAGCUGAGAUAGAUCUUUCCCAGGGUGUGGCCCAGUGGUAUGACCUAAUGGAUGACAAGGACAAGGGCAGCUCCUAGGAGCCGGCCAUCCCAGCCUGCCUCUGCUCUGUCUUCCUGCCUUUGUCUCACUGCAUCACCACCUCAAUGUGAUGAGCCUAAAGCCAGGGUCCAAGGGCAGAGCCUUUGCCCUUCAGCCCUUUCACCUUUCACGCCCAUAUUCGGGCCUUUGUCUGACCAAAGAGAAGAACUGUAUGUUCCAUUUAUUGCACGGCCUUUAUCCUUCUGGGCCCUGGGGUGGGGCCUGAGCUGACUGUUUUCUGCUCUGCCUACAUAUUGUUCUCCCUUCCUCCCAACUCCUCAGGGCCUUCUGUAUCUGUGCCUGGCCACUGGCAGCACUAGCAGUGAUAUUAGCUUAUGCCAAAUACAGCUUUGGAAGGAUAUUUUUUUCUUUAACUAGAUGGUCACCUUCUUCCCUACCACAAAUGGGUGGAAAGGUAGACAGCUAACCUCUCCAGCUGUGAGCCUCUUGGACUACUUCCUGCAUGUAGCAAAUGGACAAUAGCUCAGGCCCCCAUGUCCAGUUCUGUCCCCACUUUCCUCAAGCCUGUCCUGAAAAUUCUACUCCUCUGAUGACUGGGGCCAGUCUCUUGAUUCACUCUGGGAACUGGGGACACUUGGAUUCUACCCAAGCCUCCACGUAGUGGGAUAUCAGUCUUGGAGCUCCUAGCUGGUGAUAUGCAGAGGGCCUUGGAGGACUUGGGACAGCAGGGCCAAUUUUUUUGCCCAAGUGCCUAGGCUGUUAAUUCACUGACUAGAACUGAAUCUGGUAUUCUUUAGUUUUGCACCAACUCUGCCAAGCCACUGCAUCUUAUAUUAAACAUCAUACUCAAACCA
This is a messenger RNA of Cebus imitator (Panamanian white-faced capuchin), 5576 nucleotides long. It is a transcript of the gene ESYT1, whose product is annotated as extended synaptotagmin 1. The record is from RefSeq and is a predicted model, not a curated record. The transcript has 31 exons. The coding region runs from base 1446 to 4760 and encodes 1104 amino acids. Gene Ontology annotation, biological process: lipid transport. Gene Ontology annotation, molecular function: lipid binding. NCBI's taxonomy places the organism in Eukaryota, Metazoa, Chordata, Mammalia, Primates, Cebidae.